AUGAAUAUCAUCUCUUGGAAUGCUCGGGGCUUGAGCAAUCCGAGAGCAUUCCGUCAAUUGCGUUUGCUCAUAUCUCAAAAAAAACCUGAUGUAAUUUUUAUUAUGGAAACUAAGCUUAGUGUAGGUUCUAUUUCUAAAUUUCGCAAUGCAUUUAAAUUUCCUAAUGGUAUAGAGGUUCCUAGAAUAGGUCUUAGUGGUGGUUUGCUUUUUCUUUGGAAUUCUAAUGUAAAUGUAACUAUUAUAAAUUAUGGAAGGCACUUUGUUGAUUGUUAUAUAGCUCUUCUUGAUGGGCCUACUUGUCACUUCUCUGGUUUUUACGGAUCUCCUGUUGUUGCACAAAGAAAAUUCACUUGGGAACUUUUAAAGAAGCUCAAAGACUCGGCCCCUUUACUGCCUUGGCUUGUCAUGGGAGACUUUAAUGAGAUUAUUUCCCACACAGAUAAAUUAGGAGGCCCCAUAAAAAAUGAUUCUCAAAUUGAUGAUUUCCGAAAUACCAUUGAUGCAAGUGGAUUACAAGAAUUGAUAUUUGAGGGUGAGAGAUUUACUUGGCACAACAACAAUACUUGUGGUUCCAAUGUGAAGGAACGAUUGGAUUAUGGAUUCAUUAACUCUCCUUGGAUUCAGGUCUUUAAGGUUCCAAUUAUUUCCCAUCUUGAUUUUUUUCAGUCCGAUCACAGGGCCACAAUGGUUACUGCUCAGCCUCUUUCGUCCAUUCCUGCACAGAAAUUCAAAUCUAGAUUUAGAUUUGAAAGGCUAUGGCUCCAUGAAGAUGAUUGUUCUACCAUUAUUGCAAAUAACUGGCAUUCUUCUUUGGCAAACCCGACUUCACAACUGCUGCAAAAUCUUGCAGAUUGUGCCACCAACUUACAAUCUUGGCAUAGAGCUAAAUUUGGAGACUUACCAAAAAAGAUCAAGAUCUCUCAAGACAAAGUUGCUGCCCUUCACAACUCAUAUGACACUAGUAGAUCUCAUUUUGAAGAACUCAAAUCAAGUGAACACAUCCUUGACGAAUUACUUUCCCAAGAAGAAGAAUAUUGGCAACAACGAUCAAGAACUUCAUGGCUAAAAUCGGGUGAUUCCAACACCAAAUUCUUUCACCAAAAAGCUAAUACUAGGAAGAACACCAACAGAAUCAAAGAACUUCUCGAUGACCAAGGUGUUUUACAUACCACACAGCAGGGAAUUGGUUCGAUUGUUGAGAAUUAUUUUCAAAACAUUUUCUCUACUGCUGGUUUUGAUGCUGAAGCAGUACAGUAUGUGUUAAACAAAGUGCCGUGCACCAUAUCAGAUGAGAUUAACAGAUUGCUGCUGGUUCCAUAUACUCGUGAGGAUGUUUUUAAUGCUCUAUCUUCUAUGAGUGAUGAUAGCAGCCCUGGGCUUGACGGAAUGUCGGUUAUGUUCUACAUUAAUUAUUGGCAUAUUGUGGGUGACUUGGUGUCUCAAACUGUCCUUCAAGUGCUGAAUAAUGGUGCGGAUCCUUCUUGUUUCAACCAAACUCUAAUCACUUUGAUCCCUAAAGUUAAGAAGCCGAACUCAAUGUCCCAGCUACGUCCCAUCAGCCUUUGUAAUGUGCUAUACAAAUUAGUCUCUAAAGCAAUUGUGAUUCGAAUAAAACCUUAUCUGUCAAUGGUUAUAUCCGAAUCUCAAAGUGCUUUCCUCCAAUCAAGGCUCAUUACGGAUAACGUUUUGGUUGCUUUUGAACUCCUCCACUCCUUAAAACACUUAAAGAGAGGCAAGGAAGGAUAUGCAGCCAUUAAGCUUGACAUGAGCAAAGCCUUUGAUAGAGUAGAAUGGCAUUUUGUUCAUAGCAUGAUGAUUACAAUGGGGUUUGCUCCAGCAAUUGCAGAUCUCAUUUACCGAUGUAUCAGCACGGUCUCAUAUUCUUUUUCGGUCAAUGGUUCUGCACGUGGCCACCUAAUUCCAACCCGAGGUAUACGACAAGGAGAUCCUUUGUCCCCCUUCUUAUUCAUCAUAUGCGCGGAAGGACUCUCGAGACUUUUUCAAUUUGAAGAGCAAGGUGGUAAUUUACAUGGUCUUAGUAUUGCAAGAGGUGCUCCGAGUGUAUCUCAUUUAUUCUUCGCUGAUGAUAGCCUUGUUCUCUGCCGUGCUAAUCACAAAUCUGCCAUGGCUAUCAAGCGAUCACUUGCUUAUUAUUGCAGAGCCUCGGGGCAAAGUCUCAAUAUUGACAAGUCGGUUCUCUCAUUUUCUCUGAAUACUCUUCCUGCUAUUCAGCAACAUAUACAACAGGUUCUUCAAAUGGAAAUCAAACCUUGUCAUGAGCGUUAUCUAGGCUUACCUUCAUAUUCAGGAAGAGAUAAAAAAAUACUUUUUGGAGAAAUUAAGGAUAAGCUUUGGAAUUUAUUAUCAGCUUGGCAAGAGAAGCUCUUCUCCAUUGGCGGCAAAGAAGUUUUGCUCAAAGCGGUGGCACAAUCCAUCCCAACUUACGCUAUGAGCUGUUUUAAACUAUCCAAAUCUCUUAUUGGUCAGAUUGAAACCAUGUGCAACAAAUUUUGGUGGGGCUCUAACUCCUCCUCUUCGGGUAUAAAUUGGAAAACAUGGAAAGCUUUAACACAAUCAAAGGUUCAAGGAGGUAUGGGUUUUAAGAGUUUUGUUCAUUUUAAUCAAGCUUUAUUGGCAAAGCAAGCUUGGUUAAUUUUCUCAAAUCCCAAUUCACUUCUAUCCCGUAUACUCAAACCUCGAUAUUUUAAGCAUAAUUCCUUUCUUGAUGCUACUUUGGGUUCUUACCCAUCUUUAACUUGGAGGGGAAUUAUUUGGGGUAAAGAACUUCUUCAAAAAGGGCUUCGCUGGAAGGUCGGUAAUGGUGAAAACAUUUGUUGUGCAUCAAGUCCUUGGCUACCUGGAAUCACUUCUUUUAAGCCGUUGGUUUUUAAUGGGACAAAUAUCAAUAUGAAGGUUGCUGAUCUUAUAAAUACUGAUCGACAAUGGGACCAUGACAAGCUUUCAUUGCUCUUUCUUGAAUCGGAUGUCACCAAAAUUAUCAGCUUGCCAUUAACACUUACUUCUCAGCAAGAUCAACUCAUAUGGCAUCAUGAUUCUCAUGGGUUCUAUACGGUUAAAUCGGGGUACAAACUUGCUACAGAUUUGGAAGAACAACAACCGAAUGGCAGCAGUAUUCAAGCUCAACAAUGGUGGCAAAAGUUUUGGAAAAUGAGAGUACCAUCAAAGAUUAGAAUUUUCUUAUGGCGUGCUAUUCAUGAUUGUCUCCCAGUUGCGGAUAUCCUUCACUAUCGACACAUUUCGGAUGACGAUCGCUGCUCUUUGUGUGACAGAACGAAAGAAACCAUCACUCAUGCUCUUUUUUUCUGCAAAAGGGCCAAAAAAGUUUGGCAAAAUUCAGCUUUUAAUAUUGCUGAUCUGCUUCCCCCAGGAAUGAAAUUGAUGGAAUUUUUUCUUCAUAUUUCACCUUGCUGGUCUUCUUUGCAGCUUGAACAAUUUGCUACUAUUUUAUGGAGCAUUUGGACAGAAAGGAAUAAAGAGAAACAUGGCACGAAACCAAAACCAUAUGAUGUUCUUCUUUAUUUUGCACUCUCGUAUUUGGAUGAUUAUCACGCUGCUACACAACCAUCAGCACCUACGGCAUCAACAAUUUCUGCUGCUCUUUCUACAGCAGGGAAUUCGGCAGUUGCUUGGAUCAAUCCUCCUUCGGGUCGCCUGAAACUGAACACAGACGCUGCUAUCAACGCAAGGAAUCAAAUGUCUGGGUUUGGUGCUGUUCUCAGAAAUAGCUCUGGUGACAUUAUUGCUGCAAUGUCUUGCCCCUUCAAAGGCUGUUUUAAACCCGACGUUAUGGAAGCUUUAGCUCUUAUGCAUAGUCUACAGUGGAUCAAAGACCUUCAACUACCAGUGCACUUCAUUGAGACGGAUUCUUUGGCAGUGGUUAAAGGUUUAUUAUCUUCGCAGGAGCUAGUUUCUGAUUUCCAUAGUUUGCUUAAUGACAUUUCCCUUUUAGUUUCCAACUUCCCUGGAGCUCAGGUCUCUCAUAUUUAUCGAUCUGCUAAUAAUGCCGCUCACUUGCUGGCUAGAUAUGCUCUUUCGGCGGGAACUAAAUGUUCAUGGUUGGAGGAAGUUCCUCCGCCAAUUAUGCCUAUUGUAUUUUAA
This is a messenger RNA of Cannabis sativa, 4119 nucleotides long. RefSeq lists its product as uncharacterized. The record is from RefSeq and is a predicted model, not a curated record. Gene Ontology annotation, molecular function: RNA-DNA hybrid ribonuclease activity; nucleic acid binding. Bases 1 to 4119 code for a protein of 1372 amino acids. The transcript has a single exon. Lineage: Eukaryota; Viridiplantae; Streptophyta; Magnoliopsida; Rosales; Cannabaceae.